This is a messenger RNA of Spizellomyces punctatus DAOM BR117, 2223 nucleotides long. RefSeq names its product pentatricopeptide repeat domain-containing protein. Gene Ontology annotation, molecular function: protein binding. Bases 85 to 2115 code for a protein of 676 amino acids. Lineage: Eukaryota; Fungi; Chytridiomycota; Chytridiomycetes; Spizellomycetales; Spizellomycetaceae. The record is from RefSeq and is a predicted model, not a curated record. The transcript has a single exon.
AGACUUUUUGGCAACAUUCUUCCUGAGGAUUGGUCGGAUGCCACGUCCACUGCAUACGCUUUCGGGUGGGAAGGGCACCAAUUCAUGCUUGGACGGGGCUGCACGAUUGGUAGAAAGACGCUUUCUAUAGUAUCCCGUCGAGUCAACAGACCAUGUGUGUUUGUGAAAUCUGCCGACUAUAGAUGGUUCAGCCAUACCCCACCUGCUCCGGUAAAGCCACUGCAAGCCAAACAAAAGGUUCUGGCAGUCGGUUUCAAGAAUUUUAAUGAUUUGCUGAGAGACUUUCGCUGGGCUCUGAAUUUCUACAACCACGAUAGAACAACUCCUGCAUAUCAAGACGCAUGGAACAGGUUCGGAGCGGUAUGGAAUUAUGCAAAACGUGCAUCCUGCGGUGCCAUACUACGAAAUGAGAUUGAACGAAAAGAUUUUGGAAAGUUACUUAUUGCCAUCAAUCGCGAUGAAUCAUUGUCACUUCGAGACCGUUUAGACCGAGUUCACAAUGUCCUCCGACGAAUGCGGGAAUGUGGCCUUCAAAUGGAUGAAUUCAGUUACAAUCAGCUUGCAAUUGCUUCCGGAUAUAGGAUGACAUAUACCCAGGCUGUGGAGUUUCAGGAUAGGAUGCGAAAGGACGGAAUCCAACUUACGGUGCUCACGUACUCUGCCCUCUUCACGGGACUACUACGAGUUCCGCAGUCAGGAUCAAUUGUUAUGCGUCUUCUCUCUGACAUGAAGGAUGCAAAACUUCCACCUGACAUACCCUUGUAUACCAUGCUUAUUGAUCACUUUGCCGGCAAAGGCGAUUUUGGGAGGGCCAAUCAUAUCAUUGAAUUGAUGAGAAUGCAGAAGUUAAAGCUAAAUGAGGUUACCUACACGACGCUCAUCAACGCCUAUAUCGAAGCCGGAGAUUUUGACCAAGUAGAGCAAUACUUUAAGAUGAUGCAGGCUGACGGGUUGGAUGCAGAUGCUCAUGUACUAAGUACUCUCAUGAACUUUUGCCUCAAGUCUGGCAACCUGGAAAAAGCGGAAGAAAUGCUGGAAGACCUGCGGAAGAAGAAGCAUCGCAAGGAGCAACCAUCGAAGCAUAUGUACACUCUCGUAAUCGGCGGAUAUGGAGCUCGAGAAGACAUGGUGAAUGCAGAUCGAUGGUUUCAACAAAUGAUAGCCGAUGGAGUGCAUCCCGACCAAGUGGCAUGUACCAGCCUGAUUGGGGGGUAUGUGCGUAUCGGCGAUAGCACCAAAGCCGACGAGGUAUUCCAUAAUAUGACCCGGUACGGGCUACAGCCAGACGCGUACGCAUAUGCUGUGAUGAUCAAUGGAUAUGUCAAAAGGAAAGACUUGCGAUCUACAGCCAAGAUGCUCAGGGAAAUGCAUCAUUGCGGCGUCUCGAUGGAAACAGUUCCAUUUAGCAGAAUCAUAAAGCUGUAUCUACUACGGGGUGACGACGACGCCGCUUUGGACACCUUUUCCGCGCUGAUCUCUGCUGUCAGUGAAAAAAAGGCUCGAAUGGAGUGGACGCACAUAAUCCAAUUUCUGGUGAGACUAGGUCGAUUAACAGCUGUGCGAGCGUGGUACGAUGCGCUACGAACCGCUGGUAUGGAAGUUGGGAAGCGUACAGCUGGAUUUGUAUGGUCACCUGGGUCGUCUUGGAAAGCCGAGAUCUUGCGCGAAUUUGGAAACCAAGGAAGAUUUAAGGCAGGCUUGGCUGUCUGGCGAUACUUACGGCGAAUCGAAAAGGUCAUAGAUGAAAGCACAAUCUGUGCCUAUGUUGAUUUGUGCCGUAUGGAUGGUGCUGUUGACAACCUCCGUUUGGAUCUCGAAAGUAUGGUGGAAGAAGGAUAUGCACUCACUGCGCCAAUAUACGCGUCCUGGAUGGUGACGCUGAUAUCUCGAGGGCAUGCAAGGAAAGCAACUCGAUUGCUGAUGGAAGACAUGCCGGACAAUGGGAUACAUCCCACCGUAGACACCUUUGUGAGGGUUGUGACAGAAUUGAGAAGGCAAGCACAAUGGGCAGAGGCCAGGCACGUUUUAGAUUAUCUCGCAUCUGAGGAGCCGGAACUGGAACCAGAAGUAAAUCGCACACUUGUAGAAGGGUUACAUGAUAUAACGAAUCAGUAGCACCGGGUGUAAAUCGCAUAGAGCUGUACAUAAUGAUGGCAAACGAGUUCAGCAGGCUCAAUCUCAACCGGGCUUCUUUCGCUUCUUGCUUUUCUCUUCCUUCAUCUG